GACAGAGAGAGUGCACCCACCCUGGUCGCUUCGUCUGUCCAUAUCAACUACUACUUCACUCGGCGCCUCCUCACGGGCAUUUCACCGCUCCACAGGCCGUCUCGCUGCUGGGCGGACCUCUUCUUUUACACGCAAAUUUUACGCAAAAGAAUAAAUAAAUAAAUAAACAAAUAACCGCCACAUUUUCUCCGGAGCUGUCAAAGUAGAAGAAGCGAGAGACAGGGGAGCGAUAUGGCCACGACAACCUGUACGCGAUUCACAGACGAAUAUCAGCUCUACGAGGAGCUGGGGAAGGGAGCUUUUUCAGUGGUGCGCAGAUGUGUGAAGCUGUGUACAGGACAGGAGUAUGCUGCCAAAAUAAUCAACACCAAAAAAUUAUCUGCAAGAGAUCAUCAGAAACUGGAGCGAGAGGCUCGAAUCUGUCGCCUUUUGAAACACCCAAACAUUGUUCGUCUUCAUGACAGUAUAUCAGAGGAGGGUUUCCACUACCUCCUGUUUGACUUGGUGACUGGAGGUGAACUGUUUGAGGACAUCGUAGCCAGAGAGUAUUACAGCGAGGCCGACGCCAGUCACUGUAUUCAUCAGAUUCUAGAAAGUGUCCAUCACAUUCACCAACAUGACAUAGUGCACAGGGACCUGAAGCCAGAGAACCUUCUCCUAGCAAGCAAAUGUAAGAAUGCUGCGGUAAAGCUUGCUGACUUUGGCCUCGCCAUUGAGGUGCAGGGAGAUCAGCAGGCCUGGUUUGGAUUUGCUGGCACACCGGGGUACCUGUCCCCUGAGGUAUUGAGGAAGGAGGCAUAUGGCAAACCUGUGGACAUCUGGGCCUGUGGGGUGAUCCUCUACAUCCUGCUGGUGGGUUACCCUCCUUUCUGGGAUGAGGACCAGCACAAGCUGUACCAACAGAUCAAAGCUGGAGCUUACGAUUUUCCUUCCCCAGAGUGGGACACAGUCACCCCUGAGGCCAAGAACCUGAUCAACCAGAUGCUGACCAUCAACCCAGCAAAGAGAAUCACUGCUCAGGAGGCCCUUAAGCACCCAUGGGUCUGCCAACGGUCCACAGUGGCCUCUAUGAUGCACAGACAGGAGACCGUGGAGUGCCUGAAGAAAUUCAAUGCCAGGAGGAAACUCAAGGGAGCCAUUCUUACUACCAUGCUGGUUUCUCGAAACUUCUCUGUGGGCAGCAGGCAGACCACCGCUCCAGCCUCUGUCACUGCAGCUGCAGCAGCAGUGGCUGCAGCCGCUGGCACCACAGCAGGGCUGGUGGAACAAGCGAAGACCUUGCUCAACAAAAAGGCAGAUGUCAAGAAACGCAAGUCCAGCUCUACUGUCCAGUACAUGCCCCAGACAAACAGCACCAAAAACAGCAUAGUCACCAGCCCCAAAGGAAACAUCCCUUCACCUGCUCUGGAACCUCAAACAACCGUCAUCCAUAAUCCAGUCGACGGGACGAAGGAAUCAUCGGACAGCAGCAACACCACUGUGGAGGACGAGGAUGUGAAAGCGGCUACAAAGUUUGCUGACCUGCUUGGUUCAGUGCGUAGGGGCUCAGGGCCCACACCUGACUGUGAGGGGAGAUCCGGCACCCCACCUCCCGCUGUCCUCUCAGCCCCCUCCCCUCCUCACACCCCUGUUGUCCCCAUGCAGAUGUCUCGGCUCACAGACUUGGUAAGCAGCGUUCGCAGGGUGCCGGCAGCCCCUGCACCUGAGGUUGACGCUGCACCGGCACCGAUACCUUGUGCCAGGCCCACCCCUCAACCCGCACAUACCACCUCCCCUCCUCCCCCUCACUCCCCCUCCAGCCCGUCCCUGUCUGCCUCCCAGACACGCAAACAAGAAAUCAUCAAGAUCACUGAGCAGCUGAUAGAGGCAAUCAACAAUGGAGACUUUGAGGCCUAUGCAAAGAUCUGCGACCCUGGACUGACUUCAUUUGAGCCGGAGGCGCUGGGUAACCUGGUAGAAGGGAUGGACUUUCACAGAUUCUACUUUGAGAACCUUUUGGCAAAGAAUAACAAGCCCAUCCACACCACCAUCCUGAACCCCCAUGUCCACCUGAUUGGCGAGGACGCCGCCUGCAUCGCUUACAUUCGUCUGACUCAGUUUGUUGAUGGUCAGGGUCGGCCGAGGUCCAGCCAGUCAGAGGAAACUCGCGUGUGGCAUCGCAAGGACAGCAAGUGGCAGAACAUCCACUUCCACUGCUCAGGCGCACCGGCUGCACCAUUACAGUGAGGUGAAUUCUGAAGUUUUGUCUGUAAGAGUGUUCAGCUGGAGACAAUGAGGAAGAGGAGGAAGGGGUGAAAGAACAAGUAUGUUGUCUGUUUGUGGACAUGGCUGCUCACCUUUCAACAACAGAACCUCUUUACUGGAUGCCGUGGCUCAACCCUCCCCUUCAGCAUGCAUCUCUUCUUUUACUACUACUGCCCCCUGUCUAUCACUGGCUCUACAACAUCCUCUGACAACCACCAAAUGACGGCAAUGGAACGUCCAACAGCCAGACAGCCUUCACCCUCAUCCUCCUGCUUCCUCUUGUUGGUUGGUUGGUGGUAGCGGGAUGUUUUCAGCACUUGGUGUGAUUCCUUCUUCCUGUGGUCUGUCCCCACGAUUUUUGUGAAACCAACCCUCUUGUCCUCCUGUGAAUUCACACUUGUAUGACAAAAACACUGCACUGUAAAGUCAAAUCUACUACUAUCAUUGCUAUAUUAUUAUCAUUAUAAUUAUGAUUAUUAUUACUAUGACACACAAUUGUAUAUGUUAUUUGUAUAAUUCAAAAUUCUUGCUGCCAGUGGUUUCUAGAAUUGAGUUUUUUUCUUAAUCUUUUUGAAGAAGCAUGUUUUCCCCUUAUUAACAGUAGCUGUUUUUUUAUUGUUGGUAUUAAGUGGAAAAUGAUAUUUGCUGUUUUGUAAUUUGCGUAUGUAUGUUAGCUUUAAUAUUGCGCCCAAACUCAUGGACUUUUCUUUUGUUGUUGUUUUUGCUUGCUUUUGGCUCUUUUUUUUUUGUGUGCGUGAAUGGGUGUUUGUCUUAUGUUGUUUUGAGUUAAAGCUGAGAACAAGUUCUUUUGUGUGACUGUUAUAUCAGGUAGACAAGCAGUGUGCACAUUUGCUCAUUCUUACAUACUGACUGCACAAGUGGAAGAGCAUUUUUUCAUCAUUGCAGGGUGAACACAAGGGGUAGGAUUAGCUAAAUUCUGUGUGUCUUCCUGCACCAAAACAUGAGCAUAAAAACACACCUGCUAGAGGAAUUGUAUAGUUAAUACACAGUGAAUCCUCUCUGGCUGAAGGAUCUGCACUCUUCCACUCUCAAUGAUGAGCUCUGCACAAUGAGGUCGCUUUGGAAAAGGAUCACAGUUAGCUUUACACUUUUUUUCUCUUAAUGCAAACUUCGAAAAACACCUGUGCAUUUUUGUACGUUAAAAAUGUUCGCUAAGGGUAAUGUGCAAACAUGCAGGGCUAAGGAGAGAUCAGUCUGACCUCAUGAGGGAAACAUUGUUCUUAUUUAGGAGCAAGAUAAUUUAAUUGGUAGGACUUAAGCUAAAUUUGUCAGCGUAACCUAAAAGUAUAUUCUUAUGGUAAAUUUAAUAUUUUCAUGGUAAGAAACUUAGCACUAUUUUGUGUUUUAUGUUCUAAACCUUACGUUUUUGACCACAAACAGCCAUCUUCUCUCUCGCCAUAAGGCCCCAUUCAGUACUAAACAAUCAAGAGUGCUUGUGUGAGGCGGUCGUCUCUGUCCUGUGCUAAAUUGGCCGUCCUUUGCUACAGGGUGCAAUAUUUCUUUGUGUGUGAGUGUGAAAGCAUGUACAGAACAUUUACUGCUCUUUACUUUUUGGAGGUGUCUCGUGGUUAAUGUAAGAAGAAGGCUUUAUUUCAGAGGACAUAUCAGUCCCCUGCCUUCAGCUGAACAUUUUUUUUCCUUAUGAUUUAAUUUCCUCUCUUCUUUUUUUAAUGUAUGAUCAGCUUGUUAUGAUUGAAAGUGCUUGUGCCAGGAGGUGGCAGGAUAAAUCCGUUGGACUCUUCAGCACUGAAAACUGAUUUUUGUUUUUGUUUUGUUUUCAGGGGUUUGGCUUGCAGUCCACUCCUCUGUCUUUUGCUCUUGCACCAUUGGCUGCCUUCACAUUUUUCUCGCCCCUAUUGGUCAGACCAAGAUAUUAAGAGAGCGGGCAGUCAGUUUGGUGGAAAGUCCUCAGGUUUUUAUUUAUUUUGAGUAUUUAUUUAUUUAUUGUAGUGGGUAUUUUUAUUGUGCUUUUUUGUGUAAUAUUGUACAGCUCAUGCACUUGUGCAAGUACUCUCUGUUGUUCAGAAGGGAUGCUGCUCCAUGUAAAACAUGUUUUUAAAGGGAUAGUACGUCAAAUUUGCAUCCUGCAUGUGUUUUCUGCAAUGACCAACAUUGGUGUGAAUUUUUUUUUUUUUUUUUUUUUGCUGUUUUCCUUCUGCAUCCAGAGAUUUAAGUUGUUUUCUGACUUUGAUUGUCUAUUUUUCCUUUUUCACUUCGGUUUGUCUGAGUGCCAGAGUUGAAGUCGACAUAAUAUGGAUUGUAUUUUGUGUGAGCUGUCCCUCUAAAAGCCUUUUUUCUAAGGCAAUGAACGUUUUUUGGAACAGAUUUUGCAAGUCUCUCUCUUGUCUCAUCAAGUACCAGUGUUGAUGUCUAGUUGACCCUGUUUUAUACCAAAAUGGUCAAAGGUUACAUGCAUCAUUAUGCUAGCCUACCAAGACCCCCACAGUCCUCAGAAAAAGAAGACAUAGCAGCAUGUACAGUGCAAAAGUGUUGUUCUUUUGUUUAUUGUGUUUACUAGCCUGGAAAGUCAAUAUAAGAUUCACAUAUUUAAAACGAGGGAGUACACAGUAUUACACAACUGCAACUAACUAGCGGUGUAGCUGGCAUUUUCUUUGCAUGGCAGUCAACAGAACACUUGUUUUUGGUGGUUUCCUUUUUAUUUGGUUUCUCAUUUUCUACUGAAUGCUGUUUUACUCGACGUCUCUCGUCUAUUUUCUCAGCUUUUAAGUGCAUAUAUCUAUUUUUGUCUGCAGAUGAUAUAAUGAAGAUGACUAUAGUGAUCAGGAUUAAGAUAUUUUUGACGGUGGCACUAUAAGGAUGAUGACAGUGACCAUGAUAAUGAUGUGAAGGUUAUUCUCGCAUGCUUCUCUCCCUAGCUCUGUGUUGUCCGUGCUGCUGCUUCACUCUGCCUAUAUGUUGCUUUGAGGAGCUCCAACAGGGGGUGCACUCACACAGAGAAAAGCACAAUGAACAUGGAUGGAUUUGGUUGCGCAAAAAGUUGACCUCAGUGUCAAAUCUAACAGACAAUCCACCCAGAAAAUCAACAAUAUAUAAGACAGAAGAGGGGAAUGCUCAUUAGGAUAUUAUCUUUGGAGUUGUACAAUUAUGAGCUGAAUAAGUGCUCCAAUACAGUUUGAUUUCUUGAUUUUGAGAUACAGACUCAUAAUCCUUCAUUCUUUUUUUAAUCAGAAAGUGUCCAGACACUUUUUACUCUCUCAUUAUAAUAAAAUGCUAUCUAAGAAAUCAGGAUUUUAUUGCUAAUCCAAGCUGAACUCAUGAUUGAAAAUGCUAAAUUGUGCAGCUCUUAAUAUAAAGGACAAUAACCGUGUUUCUCUGCUGUCUUCCUGUUCUGUAGUCUUUCUGCUGAUAGUGAUGAGGCUGCACUGACAACACUGAGCUGACUUCUCUUUGUAGGGUGUCUUUCACUCUUUCUCUUGUUCCCUCUGUUUGCAACGUAAUUCAAUCAUUUCUCUACAGUCUUUCUCUCUAGUUCCCCAUGUCUCUUUCUUUGUAAGUUCAGUUUUCUUCUGUAUAAUGAUAUUAAUCCUCUGAUUUUUCAGAUUAUUGCUCUCUUCUCUUACAUGCUACACGUGUUUCUAUAACUUCAAGAAAAUGUGUUAAGGUGUUAUCAA
Molecule: messenger RNA, 5897 nt
Organism: Cheilinus undulatus (humphead wrasse)
Lineage: Eukaryota; Metazoa; Chordata; Actinopteri; Labriformes; Labridae
Gene: camk2b1
Product: calcium/calmodulin-dependent protein kinase (CaM kinase) II beta 1
Exons: 24
Coding region: 232-2226 (664 amino acids)
Biological process (GO): protein phosphorylation
Cellular component (GO): cytoplasm; neuron projection
Molecular function (GO): calcium/calmodulin-dependent protein kinase activity; calmodulin binding; ATP binding
Source: RefSeq, a predicted model, not a curated record